AUGGAGUUACACAGCAAAAUGAAAGGUUGGAAUGAUUUGCCAUUUGAAAUGAAGUGCGAAGUGUUCAAAUAUAUGGAGAAAAAUGAUCGGUAAACAUAACAUAGCUGGAAAUAAAAUAAAAAAUAUUGAUCUUUCAGUUACCAAUUAGCAAAAUGCUCUUUGCGAUGUUUGGAAGAAGUUCUUCACGAAGAGAAGGAUAUUUUAACCGUCGCACUUGAACGAAUUCAACGCUCUCGUGAAAAUCACCUCAUUUUAACAAUUGAUAAUAAAAUAAAACUGAAUUUCGAGCAAAAUGGAAAGUUAUGCAAAAUUCAAUGCGAAGAUGAGAUUAUUUGGAAAGGUGUUGGAAAUGGAAAAACUAUGGCUUAUAAAUUUUGCGAAAGCAUUUUGGCGAAACAUAAAAAUCAUCUGUACAGUUUGAAUUUGUCAAAAGUGAGUGAAUUUCACGGUUGUUCCACCGAUAUUUGUUUCUUUUUCAGGUCGAUUUUAUGACCCGCGAUAAAUCAAUCGAUAAUUUUCCGGAACUCGGACAUUUCACAAUCACUACUAAUAACAAAAAACAAUUAUAUUCAUUUCUUUCGAAAGCUGAGAAUCUGGAAGAUUUGACAGUGAACUUCAGAGAUUUCGGAAACACGGAAAACACGGAAAAGGUUGGACUUUGAAACUUAAUUUAUUGAAUUUAAAAAUACAAACAUUAAUUUUAAGGCAAAAUCUACGGAUAAUUUCCAAUUAGCUAAAAUUAAUUGUUUGGAACUGGUUUCGAACAAUGCAAAUGUUGCAUUGAAUAUUAUUGAUAAAAUUGACAUACAAGAAAACAAACAUUUCGGAUUUGCCAGUGUUUCGAUAAUUGAUGAAAAACUUGCUGUUGUAGACGACAAAUUGAUGAACUUUUUCAAAAAGUUUGGAAGUUUGACGACGAAUUUGAUUCUGACAAAUGAUCAAUUUAUGGAAUUGACGAGUUCUGUUCAUAAAUUGAGUUGUGAUGCUGCCAAUAUAGAUCCACACACAAUUGUUGGUGUUCUUGAAAGAAGAACGAUGCAUUUUCUCGACUUAAACAAUGUUCAUAGCGGAAUUCUGGAGUAUAAGAAGCGCUUGAAAUUGGUUCCGAAAAAAGAGAUUUGGGGUGAAAUUGUGCCAAAUGAAUAGUAAGUUUUGAUACAUUUUUCGAAGUUUUACUUUUUAUCAAAAUUCUCCUAAAAUAUAUUUUGAUUUUUCAGCAUCUUCGACUGUCCUUCCAUUCAAGGCACAUAUGAUAGUUCUACUGGUAGAUUGAGUAUCAAAGCUAUGAUAGUUCUACUGGUAGAUUGA
Molecule: messenger RNA, 1308 nt
Organism: Caenorhabditis angaria
Lineage: Eukaryota; Metazoa; Nematoda; Chromadorea; Rhabditida; Rhabditidae
Source: the annotation of a GenBank genome assembly